AGUUUGCUUUCUAAAGCACAAGGAGGAGGCUCCAGCUCAGUCAAACUUCGAGGAGGCUCUCUAUUUAGGAAUGUUGAGAAAUCGGACAAGCAAGAAUGUAUUAGACAAACACCUCAUGUGAACAUCAAUCCCUUCACUCCUGAGUCCAUAUUCCUUCGCAACUCUGAAGGAAGAAUUCGUAGGAGGAAGAGAACACACCGGAAUGACUCUUGCGGGGAGGACGUGGAAGCAAGUGAUGGAGAGCCUGAAUAUGAAACUGUGAGACCUGCUAAGAGGAUAAUAACAGAAAGCAAUAUGAAGUCACGGUAUGCAACCGAAUUUCAUGAGUUGGAGAAGAUUGGAUCUGGUGAAUUCGGUUCCGUGUUUAAAUGUGUGAAGAGGCUUGAUGGCUGUAUUUAUGCAAUAAAGCGAUCCAAGAAACCCUUAGCUGGCUCCGUGGAUGAGCAAAAUGCUUUAAGGGAGGUCUACGCACAUGCAGUUCUGGGACAGCAUUCUCACGUAGUAAGGUACUACUCUGCAUGGGCGGAAGAUGAUCAUAUGCUUAUACAGAAUGAAUAUUGCAAUGGUGGCAGUUUAGCAGAUGCCAUAAGUGAAAAUUACAGGAAUAUGUGUUAUUUUACUGAACCAGAACUGAAGGACCUGCUACUUCAGGUGGCUCGAGGCUUAAAGUAUAUUCAUUCAAUGUCACUGGUACACAUGGAUAUCAAACCUAGUAAUAUUUUUAUAUCUAGGACAUCAGUCCCAACUAUAGCUUUGGAAGAAGUUGAUGAUGAUGACUGGUCAUCUGAUAGAGUCAUAUUUAAAAUAGGUGACCUUGGUCAUGUAACUCGAGUAUCUAGUCCACAGGUGGAGGAAGGUGAUAGCCGUUUUCUUGCAAAUGAAGUCCUACAAGAGAACUACACUCAUUUGCCGAAAGCAGAUAUUUUUGCUCUUGCUCUGACUGUUGUCUGUGCGGCUGGGGCUGAACCACUUCCAAGUAAUGGGGACCAAUGGCAUGAAAUUCGACAAGGAAAACUACCGAGAAUACCACAAGUGCUUUCUCAAGAAUUAUUAGACUUACUAAAGGUUAUGAUUAAUCCUGAUCCAGAGAAAAGGCCUUCAGCUGUGGCACUAGUUAAACAUUCAGUGCUUCUCUCUGCCGCAAGAAAGAGUGCAGAGCAGCUCCUCAUAGAACUGAAUGCUGAAAAAUUAAAAAACGCGCUCUUGCAGAAAGAGCUGAAGAAGGCGCAGAUGGCAAAGGCUGCAGCCGAGGAGCGAGCACUGAUCGCUGCCAGAAUGACAACUAGAUCUACAGCACAAAGUAGAACAUCUCGACUCAUCGGAAAGAAAAUGCACCGCUCAUUUAGUCUUACUAUAUACUAACUGUGAAGUCUAAAGAACUGCUGAGGAUGGCUGUAGCAUCUCUGCCGGGCUGAAGUCUAAGGAAUUGAAGGAAAUGUUCAAUCCCUGGUUUCUUGUCCUGUCUUUGAUCAGUAUCACUAGUUUUACAGGAAUUG
Molecule: messenger RNA, 1496 nt
Organism: Eurypyga helias (sunbittern)
Lineage: Eukaryota; Metazoa; Chordata; Aves; Eurypygiformes; Eurypygidae
Gene: WEE1
Product: WEE1 G2 checkpoint kinase
Exons: 10
Biological process (GO): mitotic cell cycle; protein phosphorylation
Cellular component (GO): nucleus
Molecular function (GO): magnesium ion binding; non-membrane spanning protein tyrosine kinase activity; ATP binding
Source: RefSeq, a predicted model, not a curated record